This is a messenger RNA of Leptopilina heterotoma, 767 nucleotides long. It is a transcript of the gene Bin1, whose product is annotated as histone deacetylase complex subunit SAP18. Gene Ontology annotation, cellular component: nucleus. Lineage: Eukaryota; Metazoa; Arthropoda; Insecta; Hymenoptera; Figitidae. The transcript has 4 exons. Gene Ontology annotation, biological process: negative regulation of DNA-templated transcription. The record is from RefSeq and is a predicted model, not a curated record. Bases 53 to 538 code for a protein of 161 amino acids. Gene Ontology annotation, molecular function: transcription corepressor activity; transcription factor binding.
CCGUUGAACACAAAUUUGUGACAUGCGCAAAUAAGUCGUCUGCUGUCAAAAGAUGGUAAAUGACGGAAAAAUGGCGUCUGCAGUUGAAUCUAUGGUCGUCGAUGAAAAACAGCUUCCAGAUAAACCAGUAGACAGGGAAAAGACAUGUCCACUUUUGUUACGAGUUUUUUGCAACACAGGAAGGCAUCAUAAUAUGAUGGAAUACAGUAGGGGAAAUGUUCCGUCCAACGAAUUACAAAUAUACACAUGGAUGGACGCGACCUUACGAGAAAUCACCGGACUAGUCAAGGAAGUAAAUCCAGAUGCCAGAAGCAAAGGAACUUAUUUUGAUUUUUCGUUAGUUACUCCAGAACAGAGAACGCCUGGUUAUCGAAUGAAGGAAAUUGGAGUUACUUGCUCUGGACAGAAAGGAGCCGAUGACAAUAAAACUCUCGCACAAGCUAGGUUUACAAUAGGCGAUUACCUCGAUAUUUCCAUCACUCCGCCAAAUAGAAUGAUCCAACCAGGAAUGCGACGCGGAGGUCUCAGACAAUAUUGAUAGUGAGAGUUAUUAUCAUUUAAUGAAUUUAAUAUUCAUUUGCAUUUAAUUUACAUUUAAAAAUUAAACUUUUAAUACAUGAAUUUUCAAUUUUUACUGAAAAAUAUUGACAAUAGACAAGUUUGCCGCAAGAAUUUAUCAUUCCUCAAUAAUUAUGAUAAAAAAAAAAAUAAUUAAUAAGUUAAUUUUAUUAAAUAAUAAACUAAAAAAUAAUGUGACAAAUUGACAA